Hirundo rustica (Barn swallow) is the source of this 2846-nucleotide messenger RNA. RefSeq names its product transmembrane protein 59 like (gene TMEM59L). Lineage: Eukaryota; Metazoa; Chordata; Aves; Passeriformes; Hirundinidae. The record is from RefSeq and is a predicted model, not a curated record. The transcript is spliced from 8 exons. The coding region runs from base 1 to 1035 and encodes 344 amino acids.
AUGGCGGCCCCGGCCCGCCGGCCCCGGGCCCUGCUCGCCCUCGGCCUGGCCCUGCUCGCCGCCGCCGCCGCCGCCGACCCCUUCUCGCCGCAGCUGGGAGACACCGGCGGGUGCCGCGGGCAGUGCGGCCGCAGCCUGCAGCGCCGGGCCGCCGCCGAUGCUGUUCUCAACGCCUGUUACCGGGGCUGCCGGCUGUUCUCCAUCUGUCACUUCGUGGAUGCGAGCGCCGAGCUCAACACGACCAGAGCCGAGUGCGAAGCAGCCUGUGCCGAGGCCUACGGCAACGCAGAGGAGCAGUUUGGGUGCGUGACCGGGUGCCGCAAGCAGCUGCCCGAGGUGGAGGAGAGCAGGAAGGAGAAGAGCCUGGAGCUGGAAGCGCCGUCGUUUUCCGUGUUGGAUUUGGUCUCCACCUUCUGCAACGACAUCGUCAGCUCUGCCCAGAGCUUCAUCUCCUCCACCUGGACCUUCUACCUGCAGGCGGACGAUGGCAAAGUCGUGGUGUUUCAGUCCCAGCCUGAGAUGGAGUAUCCGGCACCCGAGGCCCUGGAGAUCCAGCCAGCACAGCCGGGAUCGGGAUUGGGAUCGGGAUCCAGCCCUGGCGUCCCCCAGCCCCACACAGGCCCCCGGGCAAAGGGGGACAAGCCCCCCGCCAAGGAGGCGCGGGGCAAAGCCAAGGCGCAGCCCGGGGAACCCCCGCAGCAGGAGCACGACUUCCUCGGCUGCAUGUCCAAGCGGGGGGUGGUGGGGUGCUACAGGCGCUCGGGCCUUCCUCGCUGGAUCCUGGCCGCCUGCCUCUUCCUCUCCGUCAUGGUGAUGCUGUGGCUCAGCUGUGCCAGCCUGGUGACCGCCCCCGAGCAGCACGUCAGGACCCAGCCUCUGAGCAUCAACGGGGACAAGGAAUACCUGGAGGACCUGGAUGGCCCCGGCACCUUCCCGCUGCCGCCCGUCAUCGCCGUCACCCUGUGCCCCGCGCACGGCGGCGAGGACGCGGGGCCGCUGCCCCUCAAAGUCGACCUGGACAAGACCAUCCUGUAGCGCUCCCGCCCCUUCCCACCUCCCUGUCACCUUCCCCACGCCAUCGCCCCCGGUCUCGCCCCGCUGCCCCACGUCCCCGGCUCCCGGAGGCGCAUCUCCGGCUCCUCUCCGGGCGCUGCCGCUCUGGAGGCGGCUCCAGGAGCCGGGCAGCGCCUCUGCCUCCUCCAGGGAUGCGCCGUGAGCCGGGAUCCUGGCUUGCAGAGCCAAGAGGGGCGCUGCCAGGGCGGGGAGGCCGGAGGGAGCCCGUCCCCGGAGCGGGACUCUCUGUCUCCUCCCGCCCGGAGCCGCCGGGGCCCCGCAGCCCUCCGGGCACGGCUCCAGCCCUGGGCAGGAGGGAGCCGGCUGCGGUGGGGGAUGGAGAGUGUCUGCAGCCUUCUGAGCUUUGGCUCGGCACAUCCCCGGCCUCCCACCUUGGGCUGAGCCUCCGAGGCGCCGGCCCCGGCCCUGGGAACUCCCUUCCGCCGGCCGGAGCCGAUUGCCUCGGGGAGCCGAAACGUGGCGAAUGGAUUUGGCCUCGGCAGCCGGGGACGGCAGCGGACCCCGCCGCCUCCGUGCCCACGCGAGCACCCGGCCAGCCCCUGCCCGGAGCUGCCGAGGGGCCCUGCCGUGGCUCCUUCCCCUCCCUGCUCCGUGAUGCCCUCGGCGAGCUGGCCCCGCGGCCAACAAAUCGCUGGUGGCACCAAGCAGGGGAUGAGGCGGCGUUUCCCUGACUUCAGGCUCGGACAGGAGGCGGGAGCUGCUGGGACGGCUCCAUCCUGGGCUCGGGAUCCUUUAGGGAUGGCUCCAUCCUGGGCUCGGGAUCCUUUAGGGACGGCUCCGUCCUGGGCUCGGGAUCCUUUAGGGUCAGCCCCAUCCUGGGCUCGGGAUCCUUUAGGGACGGCUCCGUCCUGGGCUCGGGAUCCUUUAGGGACGGCUCCGUCCUGGGCUCGGGAUCCUUUAGGGACGGCUCCAUCCUGGGCUCAGGAUCCUUUAGGGACGGCUCCAUCCUGGGCUCGGGAUCCUUUAGGGUCAGCCCCAUCCUGGGCUCAGGAUCCUUUAGGGUCAGCUCCAUCCUGGGCUCGGGAUCCUUUAGGGACGGCUCCCUCCUGGGCUCAGGAUCCCUUAGGGACGGCUCCAUCCUGGGCUCAGGAUCCUUUAGGGUCAGCCCCAUCCUGGGUUCAGGAUCCCUGCCCGACGCUGGGAGCAGCCUGCGGGUCUGUAGCUGACGGCAGGACCCGUUCGUUCUCUGUGUCCCCGAGGGACCAAGCACGGCUCCCCUGGGCCCACCCUGGCCAUGGCGGCGUCUCGCCCCUCCCCAUCUCUCCCCCGUUCUCCACCGCCGGAUCUCACGCAUCGUUUCGUGGUUUGACCGGCACCGGCCCCGCGGGGACACCCCAGUGCCGGGAGGGUGUCGGUGCCGCCACCCCCGCGUCACCUAACACGUCUGUACAGAUUAACUUAUUACCCCGACCCUCUCCCCUGGGAUUUUGGGCUCUCUCCGUGUGCCGGCGGCUCGGCCGUGGCGUGGUGGGACGGACGAGGAGCUCUCAUCCCCGUCCCCACCGGUUUUGUGCUGCUCCGUAUCACUUCCACCCAUCCAACAUAUCUGGGUUUGGGGAACCGGGUUGGGGGGAGGCGUGGGGAGGGGGUCUGCUGUCCGUUUUCGGGGUCCACUCUUCGUUGUUGCUUUUCGGCCGCGUGUGAAGCUCGGUGGGGUGUGCGAUGUUGCGGCUCCCCCGAUCCCCGGCCCUGGAGCCCUCCCGGCCUCGCCUCCGCAGGGCAAAGCCAGCCCCGAGCUGGGAGGGGGAAUAGAAUAAAAGGUUUGUACCAGA